Molecule: messenger RNA, 2397 nt
Organism: Gastrolobium bilobum
Lineage: Eukaryota; Viridiplantae; Streptophyta; Magnoliopsida; Fabales; Fabaceae
Product: probable serine/threonine-protein kinase WNK4
Exons: 7
Coding region: 288-2138 (616 amino acids)
Biological process (GO): intracellular signal transduction; protein phosphorylation
Cellular component (GO): cytoplasm
Molecular function (GO): ATP binding; protein serine/threonine kinase activity
Source: RefSeq, a predicted model, not a curated record
GAAAACCAAAAAAAAUCAAAUGGUUUCUAAGAACUAUAAUCAUUUGACAUGUGCGGUCGUGAACGUGGGUAAAAUAAUGCAGAGUAUUGACUAUUCUAUACUUUUCUGGCUGUUUUUUGGUGUCUUCUCUUACGUAAACCAUGAAGGAAAGCCUCGGAUUUAGGAUUAUACCAUAAUAACUGUUUCUUCUUUUAUUUCCCUUUAUUUCUGUGCUUUCUGCACAAUAUAGUGUUUCAACUAGUAUAGGAGGUGAUUCAUAAGUUGGUGUAUAUAGAUUAGAAUCAAACAUGUAUUCCAAGAGAGAGAACAAGGAGGAUGGCAACGCAGAGCAUCCUUAUGAGGAAAUGGACCCUACUGGUCGAUAUGGCAGGUUUGGAGAUGUUCUUGGAAAAGGGGCGAUGAAGACAGUGUACAAAGCAAUUGAUGAGGUCCUUGGAUUAGAGGUAGCAUGGAACCAGGUCAGACUCAGUGAGGCACUUCGCACACCGGAAGAUUUGCAGCGGCUUUACUCAGAGGUUCAUCUCCUCGGUACCCUCAAGCACCAGUCCAUCAUACGGUUCUACACCUCUUGGAUUGAUGUUGAUAACAAGGCCUUCAACUUUGUUACAGAAAUGUUCACAUCUGGAUCGCUGAGAGAAUACAGGAAGAAAUAUAAGAGAGUCAGCAUACAAGCAAUUAAGAGUUGGGCUCGCCAAAUCUUACAGGGUCUAGUUUAUCUACAUGGUCAUGAUCCACCAGUAAUCCAUAGGGACCUCAAAUGUGAUAACAUAUUUGUCAAUGGCCAUCUUGGACAAGUGAAAAUUGGUGACCUGGGACUAGCUGCAUUUCUCCGUGGUUCCCAGUCAGCCCACAGUGUUAUAGGCACCCCGGAGUUCAUGGCACCAGAAUUGUAUGAGGAAGAAUACAAUGAACUUGCUGAUGUUUACUCAUUUGGCAUGUGUGUAUUGGAAAUGCUUACAUCUGACUAUCCAUACAGUGAAUGUUCUAAUCCAGCACAAAUCUACAAGAAAGUGACAUCGGGGAAGCUACCAAUGGCACUUUUCCGGAUUGAAGACAUGGAAGCGCGGAAGUUUAUUGCAAAAUGCCUAGUACCUGCAGCAAACAGACCAUCGGCAAAGGAUUUGUUGCUUGAACCUUUUCUUGUGUCUGAUGAUUCGUCAUCAACAAUAAAGUUUGGUAUUCAGAAGCCUUUUUUGAAUGACAAUGAGAUGGAAAAAUUGCAAUUGAGUGAUCAUUUUCCUAGGACUGGAAUGAAAAUAAUAGGGAAGCUGAAUCCUGAAGAUAAUGCUAUCUUUCUCAAAGUUCAAAUUUCUGAUAAGGAUGGUUCUGUUAGGAAUGUAUUUUUUCCCUUUGACAUUUUCACUGACACCCCCAUUGAUGUUGCAAUGGAGAUGGUAAAAGAACUAGAGAUUUCUGAUUGGGAGCCUUUGGAAAUUGCACAUAUGAUUGAUGGAGAGAUAUCUGCUCUGCUACCUCGUAGGAGGCAAAGAAACUGUUCAGAUGCCUUCCACACAUUCAGUUAUCCAGAUGAUGAUGAUGAAUCUCAUCAUCGAUUCUGCUCCCUCUCUUCAAGUUCAUCAUUCCAAGAAUCAAUAUUAGAUUUAGUCAGUAAACCUGAGGAAGCAUCAAAUGGAUAUUAUUGGCUCCAUGCUAUUAUUGUUGCAGAUGAUUUGCUUGAUGAUACCAGUUCACGAUGCUCUUCACAAGGGACAUAUUCCAACUUGAAUUACUAUUCUGUGGAUGACCAGGACUACAAUGUGGCUUCAAUCAGAAAGGAUAAACUUCCCAUCAUAAGGUGUCACAGGAACACAAGGUUUUCCCCCAGUGAAGACUUAAGCAAUUGCCACCAGAGUAAAGCUUUAGUAGGAUCGCAUGAUUCUACUAGUAAAAGUAAGAUAAUGAUAGACAAUCGUAGACUGACAAGGAACAGAUCGUUAAUUGAUAUACGGAGCCAAUUAUUACACCGAUCACUGGUUGAGGAGGUAAACAAAAGACGGUUAUUCAAUACAGUUGGUGCAGUGGAAGAUAUUGGAUUUCAGACACCUUGUGAUGUUUCCAGAAAAAAGUCACAGCCUGUAUGUGUUGCUUUAAAUGAUAACUCUUCAAAGGAUGGCAAGGGAGAAAAACUGAAGACGUAAGCAUUUAGAAAUGAGUGUCUCUUGAGAAUUGAUAAUAAAAUAGAUGAAAUGCAUAAUCUUCUAUUUUUUGGGCUUGAGAAGAUGAUCAGGUUGAUUUAUUAUGGGGUCAUCAGAUUUCCAAGGAAUGAUUUGAAGGAAGUGUUGAUAUUAAAGGUUGGUCAUUAAGGUACUUGAAUAAUUGCACUACUAGGGGAGUGGGUUCAAAUGAAUGUAAUUAUGUAUAUAGAUGUAUAUGGAGUGUGCUGAACAAAAAUAAAUG